This is a messenger RNA of Stylophora pistillata, 2049 nucleotides long. RefSeq lists its product as uncharacterized. Gene Ontology annotation, cellular component: extracellular matrix. Lineage: Eukaryota; Metazoa; Cnidaria; Anthozoa; Scleractinia; Pocilloporidae. The record is from RefSeq and is a predicted model, not a curated record.
AGGGGGUUAUUAUAAUCAAUUAAUCCUGCUCUCAUCAGAAAGAGAGGCACAAGAAGACAGGAUUACUGAGGCCCGCAGCGAAAAUCUCUUCAAAAAUUCCAAUCGAAGUGAAUUCCAGAAAAACUACUGUAGAGGGAGGCUAUUCAUUUCGUACGUAAGCUCGCCGUAAAGCGAUGAAUUUUCAUCUCAAACGGUGAAUAGCAGAAAGAUAAGUAGAAUUUAUGUGGCAAUUGGAAAUAAACUGAUGUAGGUGAUGACGGAUAACACACCACCAGUUGUUAUGUUAUGAUUUUAUUGGUCAAAGUUGACUCCAAGGGUAACAUAAAAUCGAUCCGGGUAAAGUAAGUUUUAGUUCGUUUCUGUGAGUCACGAGAAGGGGAAGAAGUGUAAAGCUAAUUUUCAGCGAGUGUUGCUUGUUCGUAAAUGAGAACUUCAUUUAGAAUGGGGGAUAGUAUAAGUAAAGGUGGCUCGUGGAGGUUACACUGGUUUUUCUCGAUUACCUUAAUUGCCUUUGUGAUUGCUGUGGCAUGUUUUGUGGAGGAGGCGGAAUCAGCCCGCGAGUCGAAAUCUGUGAAAAGCUCGAAAUCCAACAAGGAAAAGGGGAAGUGUAGAAUCCUUCAAGAUAAGGAUAAAUAUUACUAUGUGCAAUGUGGAGGAGAAGGAAAGAAAAAGAAAGGUCCAGGCUCAGGAAAAGAAAAUGAAAAACGCUCAGGUGGUGAGUGCUCCAGUGAAUGCCGCGGGAGACGUGGGCCGAGAGGUCAGCGAGGAAAGACUGGGUCAAAAGGACAGAUAGGCCCAAAAGGACCAAGGGGACCCCCGGGAGUGAAUGGGCAAGAUGGACGGAAUGGGCAACCAGGAGCUCCAGGACUUCCUGGACCAAUUGGAAAGCCAGGAUUAAAUGGAACCCGAGGAAAGAGGGGAGUCAUAGGACAAAAAGGAGAGCAAGGAAUUCAAGGCCCAUCCGGUAUUCCAGGCCCUCCCGGUGUACCAGGGAGCUGUGUGAGAUCAGUACCAUCCAACACCACUGUCCCUACAGUAUUUUGCUUGCCUGGUAAACAGGGUCUUAAAGGAAUUAAAGGGGACAACGGAAACCGUGGAUUACCGGGGGCCCCAGGGCCACGAGGAAACAGAGGCCCACGAGGAAACAGGGGCAACAACGGCCCCCCAGGGAAGAAGGGUGAAACUGGGCCACCAGGAGACUUUUCUGAUCUGGAAUGUGUUCCUCGGUACACCAGUUGGGUGAAUAGAAGUCAGUGGUUCGACAAAUACCCCGAGGUCCAUUGUGAUAGGAGAGAAUUCUUACAAGGCUUCAGUCUGGAAGAAAACGAUGCUCGCGGACAGAGGAGAUACAUAUACACUUGUUGUACACUCAGGGUGACCAAUGGUCCUUAAAAAGCCCAGUAAUUGAAGACCUGAAUAAAGAGUCAAAAGCAAUGACUCGUCUCUCAAAAACAGGAAUUUUGAUUUAUGACCAAAGUUGAAGAGAGUAUCUCUGAAGAAACUUAAGAUAAGACAAAAGGACUUUACUAUACAUUGAAAAGAGGAUACGUUGUUAACCACUAGAAGGAUAACAUUUCUAGACUAUCCUUGUUCGCGUAAAACAACUCAUCGAGAAAUGUCAAGUGUGAUUAGAAGGUAUAAAUUAUUGUUCCUGGCAUAGGCACUGUUCUUCGGCUUCUCUGUCAUUACAUUUGAUUUAAUCUUUCCUAGAGUAGAAACUGUAGAUAAAAGAAACCCGAGCGACGUGCGGUCGGCUUUCUAUAAGAAUUGCUCAAAAAGGUUAACGGGAAAAAAUUUGCUUCCAAUUAGGUUAUCUUGAUUUUUAAGAAAUACGAACAAAUAUAUCAUGCCAUAUCAUAAUGACAAUUAACCGUACAUCAUAUGCAGUGAAUUUGGAAGUCAGUUUUUCUCACAAGGGUGCAAGCCAUCAGUUAGGCAAUGAAUGAUGCGGGCAUUUAUUUGCCUUCAAUAGGCAGUUGACAAUUAAGACAGUUCCAGAUCGUUUAACUUAGCUAUACUCCAAAUAAAUGUGACAACUGCGACGUCAGA